ACGUACGGUUGUCCAUACUUUCAACAUGGCGUCUGGAAGCGAUGUUGAAUAGAAAUAUUAUUGAAUAACUCUCGUUUAUUCGUCUCAUCUACAGUAAAUCAUUCUAUUAUUUUGAGGACACAACAAAACGAACUUUAGGAUUUGCCGGAACAGUCGCUGGAAUGCAAAGGGUAGAAAGUAAAUGGAGAUGUCGACUGAAAACAAUGAUACCUCAACCACUUCAACUCUGGAAGUAGCCCCAGCUGUAUCAGAAAGUAGUAGAGUUUCCACCUCCGAAUCUCCCGCUAAUGGUGUAGAACCAGCUGACAUCAGCUGGCCAAUUGAGGACAAGAAUCCGUUUAGUGGAUUUUCUGAGGAGCACUUGAACAAGCUGGACGAGUUUCUCUCUUCUGAAGAAGCCAAAAAAAUUCUACAGCAGACCACAGAGGGAGAUUUUACCAGCACCAUGGGUGACCUGGCAAACACACCCUCCACCUCUGAUGACGCGGCUGCAGAAGUCCUUGGAGAAGACAUUUUGAAAAUGCUAGAUAAUGGAAGUAUGCACUCGACUACAUUGGAUCAUCCUUACUGUGUCAAAGCUCCAAAAAUGAAUAUUUCUAAUGCGAUGACUAAAACAGAAAGUGAGACAAAUUCUGAGGAACAGUCACCUGUGAAACCACCUGACACUACCCCCAAAACUGCUACCUCUCCCAGAAAGUCUGCCAGAAUUUCACUGCGACGAGACCCUGAGGGAGAGUCAAAGGCAGAAAGUGAGGGUGCUUCUUCAAGUGUGGGCUUUGUGGGAGCAGUGCACCCUGGGAUAGUUCAGCCUGGAUUUGUGGGAGCAGUGCAUCCUGGGAUUGUUCAGCCUGAGCAUGCAGGUGUGGGACGGGGAAGGGGGCGUGGCAGGAAAAGCCUGAUUCCUGAAGAGACACCUGUCAAUAUUAGGCGGUCAAGCCGUGUGAGUGACAAGGAGCAGAGAGACCUGGCUGAGAAGAUCAGACAGGAGAAUCUGCAGCAGGAGAAGGCAGCACUGGAGGCCCUUAAAAAGCAGGAGAAUACUGACCAAGAGGAGGAGGGCAUUAAGACUGGGCCAAAAAGGGGAAGACCUCCAAAGACAGAGGUUAUUGAGACCCCAGAGUCUGCACCCAGGGGCAUUAAAGCAUCGGUGGCGAAGAAUAAGAGGGGAAAGAAAGCUCAAUCAGAAUCUCAGAAUGAGGAGGAGAGCAGUGAAGAUGAAGACCACACUCCAAAGGGAAAAAGAGUUUCUCCCAGAACUUCAGGCAGGGUCACUCGGGGAAGAGCAGGGAAAAAUGCAGAGGAAGAAACUGAAGAAUCUUCUGACACUGAUAAGAAUAACAAAGGAAAGGGGAAAAACAAGCUUGAUUCUGAAGUGGAUGAGACUCCUAUCAGGAAAGGAAGACGACGGACAAAGGGGCAAACCACGGACAGUGAAAGUGAUUCCCCGAAGGAAGUGGUAAAGAGGCUGACUCGAAGUGGAGUGAAGGAAUCCUCCGAUACUGACGCUUCUCCCCAGAAGGGCAAGAAAGUCAGAAAGAAAGGUGGAGAUGUGGAAGAGACAGAAAGUGGAAAAGGAAAGAAAAAGGGAAAAGGAAAGAAGAAGGUGGAUGAUUCAGAAAGUGAGGAUGAUGUACCUCUCGUGGAUAUUAAAAAAAGCAAAGGCAGUCCAGAUGAGAAGCAAGCAAGUGACUCUGUUUCAAAAGUUUUACAAACUCCCGCAAGGAAUUUAGCUCAUGAUAAAAACUCUGAUGACUCUCCAAGGAGUAUUUUCAAGAUGUUUGAAAGUGGCUUAAUUCAGGAGGGUCAAGAAGAGACUGCUAAAACCGCAGAACCUGUUGUUUCUUCUCUUGUUUCUGAGGUCUUGGAACUACCCAUUCACUCUGGAAAAAGUUCUGCACAGAAUGAAAACACUUCUCUAGUAAGUGACAUUGCAGGGCCAAGUGAUCAAACAGUUGUAAGCGAUUCCAAAGGAUCUGAUGAAAAGUCAGUGGAGUGUGAAGCCAGAGUGGAGGAGUUGAAUUAUGAAGAUUUCAUUUCACUUAUGGGUGGAGAAACAAAACAGGAAUCCAAAGCGACAGCAAAGAAAGACACAACAGAAAGUGAUUCUAAAGCUGUCAAACCUGUGAAAAAGAAGACAAGGAAAUCUGAAGAAAUCAAAGUAGAUCAGAGCAUGUUGGAUCUGUUCAAACCAGAUGUGGACGUGUCCAGCAAGCGAAAGGGGAGUGUUAGUGGUAAGAAAGAAGUGCCAUCAGCAACAGAGACUGAAAAGUCUUCAGAAAAGCCUCCUGACUCUAAAAGAAAGCUUUCUGAUUCGGAUAAAAAUUCUAGUCACAAAUCAUCUGAUUCUGGUAAAGGAAAAAAAGACGCUGGAACGGAGAAAACACGCAAAGAUUCUGAGAAAGACAUUUCUUCACAUGAGAAAGUUCGACGAGAUUCUGAGAAAGAGACUAAGAAGGAUGGGAAAAAAGGUGAUUCUUCUGUCAACAAAACAGAGAAAGACAAAAGUGAAAAUAGUGAUAAGAAGGGAACCAAAAACGAAAGUGUUCAAGUACAAAAAGAAGAGCAAAAAGUCAAAACUGCAGCAGAUAAAGGUGCUAUGAAAAAAGAAAAUACAAAAAGUUUAAAAAAAGAUUCUGGAAAGAAGGAUGAAAAACAUGGAAAAACUGAUGUGAAAAAGGAACAACUUGCUGAGGAAAAUUCAGAGGUGAAAGAUAAAGUGAAAGAGAGUGAAAGUGUGAAAAUGGUCGUCAAAGAUCCUGUUGAGAAUGACCAGUCUGUCAGUGAACCAAAGGAAAAAGGCCAAGAGGACAUGAAAGUUGAAAUCACAGAAAAGAGCAAAGAGAGUAGUGAAAAUGAUGAAAAGAAAGAAGAAAAGAAAGUAGUCAGCCAGGAAAAUGAGAAAGAAAAGGAGACUGAUAAGAAAGAAACGUUAACAUUGGAAAAGAAAACGGAGAAGCUGGAAGAGUUACCCAAGGUGGAGGAGGUAAAGACGGAAGAGGAGGUAACUCCGGGAGGCAGGGGACAAAGAAAAGCCAAACUCAAAUUCUUGAGGGAAAAACUGCCAGAAAUGACAGAGAAGGAGAAGAGACCAAUUAAAAAGAAACCAGUGAAAACUAAACCAGCUGCCGAAGAGGAGGAAAGCAAGGAAAAAGGAGAGGAGAGUGAUGAAAGCGAUGGAUUAGGCUUUGAGGAUGAUGAAAAUGACUCCGACUAUGAGGCUCCUGAUGAAAAAUACUGUAUCUGUAAACAACCAUAUGGAAAAAGGUUUAUGAUCUGUUGUGACACCUGUGAGAAUUGGUACCAUGGCUCCUGUGUGGGCAUCACCAAAGCUAAGGGGAAAGAGAUGGAGAAGAACAAUGAAGACUACGUGUGUCCUCCCUGUAAAGAGAAAAAGGCCACUGGUAAAGAGAAAUCGGUACAGCAUGCUGACAGUGCAGUGAAGGGUGAAAAAGAGGAAGUCUUGAAGAAGGGAGAAGACAGACCAGGAAGUGGAGGAAAGAGGAAGGAGGGGGACUCGGAGAAACAUGCAGAGAAAUCAAAGAGGAAGUUGGAGCAUCACACAGAUUCUCCACACAAAAAACAUAAAGAGGACAAAUCUGAAGGAAGCAAGUCCUCCAGCAAAGUGAGGACCGGUGAGGAGAGGAGGAGUCAUUCCUUGGAUUCAAGAUCCUCAGAUUCUCACUCCUCCAAGGGGAGACACGAUAGAGACCGGCAUCACUCUGCGUCCAAGGACAGGAGACACAGUGAUAAGAAGGCCACCCCUGUAAAGGACAUGGCUGCUCAGAGAUGUGUGAAUACUCAAUGUAAUAAGUACGCCAAGCGGGAGUCUGUUUACUGUGGUACAGACUGUAUCCACCAACACGCCAAGGACUCACUGAGAGUGCUCAACAGAUUCGACGCCAAGAGGGGCAAAGCUCACGGUCCGUUAUGGCGAGUCCCCGUGAGGGAGAGGAAGACAGGGCGCGUGUAUACGGGUUCUAACGCUCCACUGGAGAGUGUGCUCGUCACCUGGCUGUUACAACACCCCACGUUUGAGGUGGUGCGCCCCAAACUCUCCAGCAGUGCCAGUCGUGAUAAAUCUAAGGAUCACCAUCAGAAAGAGAAAUCCAAGCAACAGAAGUCCCCGUCUCACCACGACAGCAAGCACGGGGACCACAAAGACAGGCCCAGUCACAGUGGUGUCCCCCUGGACAAGGUGUCGGAGCAGGCCAAGGGAAAGAAAGAGGAUGGGCCGGACAUGGUCAGACUGAAUGUACGCAAAUCCCUCAGGGAUGCUCUCAUCAACAGGGCUGACGGAGCUGAUGAUGUAAUGUUGUCAACUAUCGAGAUAAGGACAAUAGCUCUGAAAAUCGAAGAGGAACUGUACGCUGUGUUUCAAGAAACAGGCCACAAGUAUAAGGCCAAGUACAGGAGUCUUAUCUUCAACAUCAAGGACUCCAGAAACCAGGGGCUGUUCCGUAAGAUCCUGAAUGGCCACAUCAAGCCCGGUGAACUGGUGAAGAUGACCCCCGAGGAACUCGCUUCUAAGGAGCUUGCGAGGUGGAGAGAAUUCGAAGCCAAACAUCAACUAGAGAUGAUCGAGGCAGUGGAGAAGGAACACAUGUUGGAGGGACAACACAUUGUGAAGAAAACUCACAAGGGAGAGAUUGACAUGGACGAGGAUCUCAGCACUCUGGAGGAUAAAGGGGUAGGCAGAGAGAAGAAACCAGAGGUGUCUCAGGAGGAGGAGAAUAAUGCGGAGUCCUCGGACGUUAUUGUUGAUACCACUGGUCAGCAUAAGCUCCAUGUAUUUGACCUCAACUGUAAGAUCUGCACAGGAAAAGUUGCCCCUCCAGUGGACGAGUCCACACCGAAGAAGGAGGUGACAGUAGCAAAGCAGGUGUCAUUGGAGGAGUCCCCAAAGAAUAUCAGAGAAAAAGAGAAAAAGCCACAGAAGAAAACAGAAGAGCAACAGAAGAAAGCAGAGAUGGUUGUAAAAGAAGUACUGAAGGCAAUUCAGAAAGCCAAGGCUGAGGUUCCCCAUGUGGACUCUACGGUCACUGUUAGGUCUCCAGACUCUGCGCUCCAAUCUGGGCUGGAGAAGCCAAAGUUUACCCCCUCUGGGCCUCAGCUGUGGAAAGGUUUCAUCCAGAUGCAGGAUGUUGCGAAGUUUGUCACCACAGCCUAUCCUGUGUCUGGGCUGGCAGACAAACUGGAUUUGCCCGAUACUAUCCAUGUCUGUGGGAGAAUUGGACCAGAGCAGAUCUGGGAUUACUUGGCCAAAAUGAAGAAAAUUGGAUCAAAAGAUAUUGUGAUAUUGCGGUUUAUUCCCGGGGGAGACGAGGAGAAGACGAGCUACAUCAACCUGUACUCCUACCUGAAUAGCCGGGCCCGCUGUGGGGUAGUGGGCAACAAAGCCAAGCACAUCAAGGACUUCUACAUCCUCCCCCUGGCCUCCCACAGCCAGAUCCCUUCCAUACUCACCCCUUUUGAUGGCCCAGGACUAGAAGAUAACCGCCCUCAUAUGCUGUUGGCAAUCAUCGUCAAACAAAAACAAAAACGGCACAGUGACCAUGAUCAUCACCACGACAGCAAGAAAUCAAAGCACGAUUACGACCACCAUCGCAGCAAACACAGCAGUGGCAAAUCCUACACUCCGUCUAGCUCACGGAGCUCAUCAAAAGAUUCAUCCAGAUCUACUAACAAGUCACGUAAUGACUCGUCCUCGUCUGAAACAAGUACUCCUGUGUCAGGGGGAGGUACCCCCAGAGUCCCCUCCAACCCUGGAGCCUUGAUGGAGAAAAGUGACCCCAUCGUAAAGGCCUACGGAAAAGGGGCGGGGCUUGUAGAUGAUGAGCAUGAUCAUGAUAGUAAAUCAUCUGCAGAUGAUAUUCCAUAUGAUCCUGAAGACGACUCUCAGCUCCCUUACAAGAAGGCAAAGUCGGAUAGGGAAGAUAAAAAAUCGCAGGAUAAGCCCUCGGUAACCACUGUAACAGAACUUAUAGGGAGGAUCUCAAAGUGCAAUAGUCCAGCAGAGUCUACAGCUCUCACAGUGGCAGCAUUGGCAACACUCAAGUCAACACAAGAAAAAAGGCGGUUUCUUCUGGACCUCACAUCCAAAGUGGAGGAGCAGAAAAAACUGCUGGAGAAGAAAGAAGUGGCCAAACUGACAGCAAGAACGCUAGUGUCUGCCAUAUAUGCGAUAAGUGCUGCAUCUAAGGCAUUAAUUCCAGUUGCAAAAGUUGCCGCCAAGACAGGUUCUUUGCCGUCUGCUUCCCAGACUGCGGCUUCCACCACAGAAUCUCCCACCACAAGUACACCACUGAAAUCUGAUACAGUGGUGCAGUCAUCCAGUGAAAAGCAGGUUGUGGUGUCUCCAAGCCUUAUCUCAACAGCUCCUAGUGACUCAGUGACUGAGAUUAAGACUUCAACUAUUUCAUCAGACAUUACAGUGACUAGCAUGGCACAAACUGAUUUUUCAAUGGUGGAGAUGAAUUCAGGGCAGGAUGUGGACAUGAGGAUUGGCACCAGGCCUCCGGUGUCCAGUAGGAUUAGUAAAGAAACAAUUACAAGUGUGGAAAAGAAUGUACAACCACCAAACUUCUAUGUGGAAAAUCCUUCUAUUUCAAUGCAAGAUACUCCAUCAGAGGAAAGCAGUAAACCUGUGAAUCCAUCAGAGAUGCCAGAGGCUCUCAAAUCUCUCUUUUCCAUUAUUCCCAGUGCAAACUACAAUUUCAUGAGCAAUAUUAAAGAUAGUAGUGAAAAAGACACUAAAGAAACAGAAGUGGUGGAUUCAUAUUCCACAUCAUCUGGACUGUUGUCAUCCACACAGUCAGAAGAGGUGGUGGAAGAAGAGAAGGAGGCACCAAAAGGGAAAAAGAACACAUUUAAUGUGUCUCUCUUGGACUUUGACUAUGGAGAUUCAGACAGUGAUGGCGAAGACUCCAGUAAAGCUCCCCACAGGAGCAAGGCAGGAAAACGGUCCCCUAGUGGAUCUGGUGAAGGCACUGAGGGAAAGGCAAACGCAGAAUCAAGUGGUAAAUACAAAACAGAUAGAGAGUUAAUGCCUCCACCGCCUCCACCUAUUGGUCUAGAGAAACCCGAUGGAGCUCCACCCCCGCCUGAUUCAGAGUUACCUCCUUUGCCAUCGGAACCUCCACCACCUCUCCCAGAACACGAACCAGAAGAAGAAAUUAAGGAGGGUAAUAAAAGCAAAAAGAAGAAAAAGAAGGCACCCAAACUUCCACCUGAAAUUGUUCUUACGCCAACCAAUCCAGUGGGCAAAGCCAUACUGGAAGCAACUUAUCAAAAACUGGAAUAUGAUAUAGUUCAUCAAAUGAACAUGCCCCCACCUCCCUUACCUCCUCUGCCCCUCACUCCAAAUGUCCCUCCCCCAACCGGUGUGCCCCCUCCCACAGGGGUUCCUCCCCCCAAUCUACCCUCCAUGCCUCCCAGUGGCCAGAACAUGCAGGGACCUCCAUCCUUGCCCAUCGUCCCAAUGCCUUCUAUGUCUGGUCCCCCUCCCCCUUUGAAUUGUCCCCCUCCUCCCCUGUCUGGUCCCCCUCCUCCAAUGUCUUGUCCUCCUCCUCCUUUAUCAAGUAUGCCCCUUAGGGGGCCUCCUCCUGUACCCCUUCAGGGUAUGCCUCCUACUUCGAUGCCUUUGACCAUGCCUAUGGGUCCAGGCCACGAGGGUCCACCACCUUUUCAGGGACCUUCUAAUGCGCAGCAUGCUGAAAACCAAGGGCACCAACCAAAGAAGCACCCAGGCUUCACAGGCAAGCCACCGUGGGAAGACAACAAUUUGGCUGAUGAGGCCCUGACCUUACCCUUAGAGGACCAAGACUUCAGAGACAGAGACUUUAGACAUGGGGAGGAUGUUGAUGAAAGACAAAGAACGUGGACUGGGAACCGACAGAAAUUCCCACCCCCCUGGGCUCAGGAUGUGGAUCACAGACACAAAAAGGACUCGAGCGGGCCCCAUGGGAUGGCAGAAGACAGAGAUUUCCGACACCGCCCCCGAGGCCGGGAAGAUGAGUACCGGUCGAGGGACUAUUCCCGGGACGGCCGACUGGAGUAUACAGAGGACCAAGACUACAGAUCACAUGAUCAAAGGCGGAAAAAGCGGCACGGACACAGUCCCGAUCAGUCUUCGCACUCCAAGAAAUCUCGGCACCACGACAGGGAUCGGCAUCAUCAUGGAAGGGAUGACGUGGGGGAUAGGGGGAACAGAGAGGAGGGGCAUGGGGGGCAGCACCAGAAAAAGGGGACCGAUUUACCCAAACCUGUCCCUCCUCCGGGGGUGACAUCCUCAUCUACAGGUGAUGCCCCACCCCAGGGGAAAGGGAUGCCAACGGAACACAGACCUCUUCCUCCAAAAACACAACCUGCACCCCCAGGAGUGGACGAGUGGAAAUGAUGACUGUAUUCCCAGCUUUCACAAAGAUUCUUUGAUUAGUUGUUGUUAUUAACAGUAUUUGUUGUGAAGAUUUUAUGCCAUUAUGAACAAUUUCGCUUCAAAAUUAUGUACAGUGUAUUUUUAAAUUUUUUUUUAAGUCUGAACUUGUUGAUGUUAAAUAUGAUGUCACCUUAGGGUUUUAGCCAUUUUAAGUAUAUUUUCUCAAUUGCUUUCGGUUGUAGAAAGUUAUGAAAAAUAAUUGAAAUAUUUAUGUACCUGAACUUGAUGAAAAAAAUAUGGUAUUCAUUGUAACUAUGCUUCAAGACUUCAUUCAGGGGAAAAUUCUGAUUGAAACUUGUGAUACAAUCAAAGUUCCAUCGUUUAUCACAUAUUAGCUGUAUUAAUAUGGAUAAGGUUGUUUUUGCGUCAUACUAAUAGACUGGGGUCAUUUUAAUAGAAGAAAAUCAAAACUUCAACUAAUUAGAUAUUGUUUAUUACAAUAUCAUAGGUGACAGACCUUAUUAAGACAAAAUGGAAAAAAACAUUUUAAUUUUUCCGCCCUGGUUAGACGUUAGAUUUUAAAAAGAAACAUGUACUCAUAGAAUAGAUGUUAAUUUGAAUUGGCCAGACAUGCAAUAAUUUAAAGGGGCAUGGUGACGCACAAGCCCAUGAUUCAGCAAAUAUCGAAUUUUUUCUCGAUUUCCACAUAUUUCAUAUAUCAUAUGAAAACUAAACUUGAAAGAUUACGGUGUUGAAAAGUAAAAAAAAAAGAUAAAUUAAAAAGAGAAAAAUAGAAUUAGCGUUGGGCCAACACAAAAAUAUUGAGAUUUCUUUCCGCUUCAUAGCCACGCAAGCGCAGGGGAUGUAAAUACUGCAGCGUGGCAUACAUCAUGAGCGAGAAACCUCUUAUUGAAACAUGAUGUCUUCAAGAAUUAUAUAUUUAUUAACAUGCAUUUUCUAUAAUUGCAUAUUUUUUACCACAGUCAUCGAAUAGCUUCUAAUUCAAAUUCUUUUUUCAGUGUGUCAAUCCCCUUGUAACUAUUUUUAGACAGAAAUCGCAAUCACGUGACACUAAACCAAUGUCCAAAACAAAUCGGUUUGUUUACAUGUGCAAUUUCCGGAUGAAAUCUCGAGUAGCUCUUUAUUUCUGUUGUCAUAGUCAAAAAGCAAAACAUCUAUUUUGAGUCACCGUGCCACUUUAAAGUUGCAGCUGUGUUGAAUUUCACUCCGAACAGAGGGUUUGGCUGCUGAAAUGUAGGGCAGCAAAAGUUCAUGAAAAGUUCAAAUUUUAUAAAUCAAUUUUACUAUUCUUGACUGAGAUGUGCAUGAACUAUUGUCUCGUCAGCUUUAUUUUUUUUCACUGAGAACUAGACAGAUUUGUAUAGAUACACGUGUGUUUUGUUAAAGUAAGGUACUUGUGACGUAAUAUAUACCGAUCCUGAGAGCCCUGUAGGUAGUCUAAUGAGGCAUAAUUAUAAAUACGUUUUACCGAGCUUUGUUUGCCAUUUCUCUGUUGUUUACGAUGUUUCAUUGGAAUGGAGUAUUUGUUAUAUAUUUUAGUUGCCACUGAUUGGUUUCUUUGGCACGUGUCCAUGUCUUGUACAUGAAGAAAAGUGAAAUAAACCAGUCUUGGGUUCAA
Molecule: messenger RNA, 10013 nt
Organism: Magallana angulata
Lineage: Eukaryota; Metazoa; Mollusca; Bivalvia; Ostreida; Ostreidae
Product: death-inducer obliterator 1-like
Exons: 29
Coding region: 182-8395 (2737 amino acids)
Biological process (GO): DNA-templated transcription
Cellular component (GO): nucleus
Molecular function (GO): protein binding
Source: RefSeq, a predicted model, not a curated record